GCUUAAGGUGAAACUAUAAAACAGAAUGAUGAUGGACGAUAAUGUGAAGAUAUCCGGAAAGGUGCGGCGAUGUCGAAUUUCACGAAACAAAAAGCGAUACUGGAAAAAGGGUACGCAAAUCCAGGAUGCAGAGGAUUUUCUCUGUAAAGUUCAGGUUGAUGCUGUUAAAGAUGCAGAAAAGCAAAGUGAGGACAACCUGUUUACCGUCGACAGAAAAUUAACAAGACGACAAAUGGCAGCUUUGAUGAAGAGAUUAAAAAAGAAAGAACCUAUGGAGAAAGAGGAGAAUGUGUCUAAACGGCAGCUGAGGAAGAUGCUUCUGGAAAAAUCAAGAAAACAAGUUACAGCCAAAGCUAGCUUUCCAGAAAGUACGGCAAUCAAGCCUCGAAAGCCGUAUGAUCUUUGGGGUGAAGACAACCAACAUUCAGAAAAGGAGGUUUCGGUAGUGGAGAAGUAUCAUCUUUUAACUACUAAAAAAAAAUUGCCGCAGGAACCGAAAACUUUAAAGCAUAUAACUAGUAUAUUACAGCAUGUGGAAGUUGCUCCGGCUGGUGCGUCUUAUAAUCCUCCAGUGUCUAAAUAUUUGGACUAUGUUACUGAGGUAGCCGAAGAAGAAAAGAGAAAAAUUAAAGAAAGUGAAAAGCUAGAACGUGAGCUCGCACUACUUAAACAAAAAUAUGCUACUCAGGAAGAAAUCGAACUGGAAUUAAAGGCAGGUCUUGAUGGUAGUGAUGAUAGCAAUAACGAAAUUCCGGAAGAUGUGAAUGAAAUAGAACAGAACAACAGUGGUGAAAAAAAGCCAAGCAUUAAACGAAAGACGAGGAAAACUCGACAUUUGGAACAUAUGGAACGAAAACGAAAAGAAAUUGAAAAUAUGUCUGCAUUUCAAAAAGAACAGAUGCAUUUUCUUUACUCAGCCCGGAAAUUGAAUAAAAAAAUCAGUAAAGAAAUACAAGAACGGGAAGAAUUUGCGAAAAAACGGAAAGAGCGCAAAUUGAUCAAAAGAUUUGCGGGUAUACAGCGUUUGGGUCGUGGAAAGUUUGAACCCUGCGAGAAACCCGUUUUGUUAACUGAAGAGUUGCCAGGCUCUUUACGAGAACUAAAGCCGCAGGGCAGUAUUUUGACAGAACGCUUGAAGAGUUUGCAGAAAAGAAAUAUGCUGUCGAUACCGGGAGAAAAGCGACAUAGAAGAAAAUUGAAAAACAGGUUACGAAUUAAAGAAAGAGAAGAUAGGAAACAUCAAGAAGUGAAACUUGGUACACGUUUGAUAUGA
Loa loa (African eye worm) is the source of this 1273-nucleotide messenger RNA. RefSeq lists its product as hypothetical. Gene Ontology annotation, cellular component: nucleolus. Gene Ontology annotation, biological process: ribosomal large subunit assembly; rRNA processing. The transcript has 10 exons. The coding region runs from base 26 to 1273 and encodes 415 amino acids. Gene Ontology annotation, molecular function: 5S rRNA binding. The record is from RefSeq and is a predicted model, not a curated record. Lineage: Eukaryota; Metazoa; Nematoda; Chromadorea; Rhabditida; Onchocercidae.